AUGAAAAUACCUCUGAAGAUAGGUGGCCCGGGCGAAAAGGAAGACUUGGACGCCCGAGGGCUGGAUGGAACAAAAAAAGGCGGUAGCUCACCAAGAGAUAAGAGGUGUGAUGAAAGAAUCUCACCCGAAAUUCACAUGGAAGCUGAAUAUGGUGGGCAUGAUCAGAUAGAUUUGUAUGAUGAUGUCAUCUCUCCAUCUGCAAAUAAUGGAGAUGCCCCAGAAGAUCGGGAUUACAUGGAUACUCUCCCACCAACUGUUGGUGAUGAUGUGGGUAAAGGAGCAGCACCAAAUGUUGUCUAUACAUAUACUGGAAAGAGAAUUGCACUAUAUAUUGGAAAUCUAACAUGGUGGACAACAGAUGAAGACUUAACUGAAGCAGUUCAUUCUUUGGGAGUAAAUGAUAUUUUGGAGAUAAAAUUUUUUGAAAAUCGGGCAAAUGGCCAGUCAAAGGGGUUUGCCCUUGUUGGUGUUGGAUCUGAAGCAUCCUCAAAAAAGCUAAUGGAUCUGUUGCCUAAAAGAGAACUUCAUGGUCAGAAUCCUGUUGUAACUCCAUGCAAUAAACAGUUCCUGAGUCAAUUUGAAAUGCAGUCCAGGAAAACUACGCAGUCAGGACAAAUGUCUGGGGAAGGUAAAGCUGGUCCUCCGGGAGGCAGUUCACGUGCAGCCUUUCCACAAGGUGGUAGAGGACGGGCCCGUUUUCCAGGGGCUGUUCCUGGUGGGGACAGAUUUCCUGGGCCAGCAGGACCAGGAGGGCCACCUCCACCUUUUCCAGGAAAUUUGAUCAAGCAUCUUGUUAAAGGAACUCGGCCUUUGUUCCUGGAAACUAGGAUUCCAUGGCAUAUGGGGCACAGCAUAGAGGAAAUACCCAUUUUUGGCCUAAAAGCUGGACAGACUCCACCACGUCCACCCUUAGGUCCUCCAGGCCCACCCGGUCCACCAGGUCCUCCACCUCCUGGUCAGGUUCUGCCUCCUCCUUUAGCUGGGCCUCCUAAUCGAGGAGAUCGCCCUCCACCACCAGUUCUUUUUCCUGGACAACCUUUUGGGCAGCCUCCAUUGGGUCCGCUUCCUCCUGGUCCUCCACCUCCAGUUCCAGGCUACGGCCCCCCUCCUGGUCCACCACCUCCGCAACAGGGACCACCUCCACCUCCAGGCCCCUUUCCACCUCGCCCACCUGGCCCUCUUGGGCCACCCCUUACACUCGCUCCUCCUCCGCAUCUUCCUGGACCACCUCCAGGUGCCCCACCACCAGCUCCACAUGUGAACCCCGCUUUCUUUCCUCCACCAACUAACAGCGGCAUGCCUACAUCAGAUAGCCGGGGUCCACCACCAACGGAUCCAUAUGGCCGGCCUCCACCAUAUGAUAGGGGUGACUAUGGGCCUCCUGGAAGGGAAAUGGAUACUGCAAGAACACCAUUGAGUGAAGCUGAGUUUGAAGAAAUCAUGAAUAGAAAUAGGGCAAUCUCAAGCAGUGCUAUUUCAAGAGCUGUGUCUGAUGCCAGUGCUGGUGAUUAUGGGAGUGCUAUUGAGACAUUGGUAACUGCAAUUUCUUUAAUUAAACAAUCCAAAGUAUCUGCCGAUGAUCGUUGCAAAGUUCUUAUUAGCUCUUUGCAAGAUUGCCUUCAUGGAAUUGAAUCCAAGUCUUAUGGUUCUGGAUCAAGACGUGAACGAUCAAGAGAAAGGGAUCAUAGUAGAUCACGAGAAAAGAGUCGGCGUCAUAAAUCCCGCAGUAGAGAUCGUCAUGAUGAUUAUUACAGAGAGAGAAGCAGAGAACGAGAGAGACACCGGGACCGGGACCGGGACCGCGAUCGAGAGCGUGACCGAGAGCGCGAGUAUCGUCAUCGUUAGAAGCUGAAGGAAGAGGAACACCUUCCAAGACAAAACAGUCUUCAUGGGGGAAAAAUGACGCUUGUCCAGCAGUUUGCUUCUUGUGAUUGAACUGAACCUGUAAGGAUUCAUGGAUAAAAUGAACAGGAAUAGAUCUGAAUAAAGCAAAUCUGCAUAAAUGGUAACCAGUAGCUCUACUUUUAUUUUUUAUGUUGCUUACCUGUUUUAUUUGAAGGAAACCUGUGUGAUUUAAAAAGUUAUAGCUUUUGCAACUUUAUUACUGGUUAUAUACAUUUGGCCAUUAUAAUGUGCAAGCAAUUGGGAAAAAACGUCAAGUAAAUGCUUGUUUUAUAGUAGUUUGUUCUUGUUAAAAAUGUUCAUAUGAUAAUGUCUGUAAACAGCACCACUUUGAUUACAAUAGAUGUAGUGUUGUAAUAAACUGUUUAAUGGGG
Lipotes vexillifer (Yangtze River dolphin) is the source of this 2276-nucleotide messenger RNA. It is a transcript of the gene CPSF6, whose product is annotated as cleavage and polyadenylation specific factor 6. Bases 1 to 1845 code for a protein of 614 amino acids. The record is from RefSeq and is a predicted model, not a curated record. NCBI's taxonomy places the organism in Eukaryota, Metazoa, Chordata, Mammalia, Artiodactyla, Lipotidae. Gene Ontology annotation, molecular function: RNA binding. The transcript is spliced from 11 exons.